AUGCCGACGAAAAACAAGAGCUUCGAAAUUGCAAUUGUGGGUGGAGGUAUAGCCGGCAUAGUCCUCGCCAUCUCCCUCAUCAAGCGAAACGUGCCAUGCGUCAUCUACGAGCAGGCACAUGCGUUCACCGAGCAAAGCGUCGGCUUGGGGGUGACGCCAAAUGCAGUGUGGGCCAUGCAAUUGUGCGAUGCUGCGAUCCGCGAAGCAUUUGACAAAGUGUCUGGGCCGCUGCUCCAGUGGAACAUUCUUGACGGAACAGGCGAGACAGACGACAGCAUCAUUCAAUUCUCUAUUGGCGAUGCGACCAGAGGAUUGAGGGGUUGUCAUCGCGGGCAGUUCCUGAAGGGUUUGCUUGGGCUCAUUCCCGAGAGCACAAUUCAGUUCAAAAAGAAGCUGGAUCGGAUCGAAGAACCACAUGGCGCCCACGGAAAGUUACUUAUGGUCUUCAGCGACGGUACUACAGCAGAAACGGACGCGGUCAUCGGCUGUGAUGGGAUCAAGUCCCUCACCCGUGGGAUUGUCGUCGGACACGACCAUCCGUCUGCGAAGUGCACUUAUUCGCACAAAUACGCCUACCGGGGACUCAUCCCAAUGCCGCAGGCUAUAGAGAUAUUGGGGGCGGAGAGGGCGACUGCUUUCGGGCUAUGGGUGUCUCACGAUGUACACCUCGUCAGUUACCCGGUCGCCCACGGCACCAUGUUAAAUAUUGCUGUCCAUUGCACCGGCGCCAGGGACUGGCCUAGCGAGACACAGCUGACGCUUCCUGCAGACCUGCAAAGCUGCCUCGAAGACGUGAAAAGACUUAGCUCUCGCCUUCAGAUGAUCGUUAAGUCCCUGAAGGGCCUUGACAGAUGGGGGCAAUUCGACCUUGGCGAGUGCCCUCCUCCGACAUAUGCCAAAGGCCGCAUUUGUCUCAUCGGCGACGCAGCCCAUGCUACCACGCCGCACCUGGGCGCUGGGGCUGGCAUCUGCAUAGAAGAUGCCGCAGUCAUGGCAUCGCUACUGGCAGUUGAUAGAGUCCGAGGCGGUCCAGACAUCGAAGCAGCCUUUGCUACGUUCAACGCAAAUCGUCGGGAGCGAGGCGAGUGGCUUAUUCGAAAUAGCAGGCGAGCCGGCGAGCUAGAUCAGCUUCAGUCUGAGCACAAGAAAGACUUCCGAAAGUUGGAAUCGGAACUCAAAUCGAUCACCACCAAAGCGUGGGGGUUUGAUGUUGAAAUGAACAUUCGAGAGGCUGUGGAGGAUCUGAAUAAGCGACUCUCAGCGGCCUAG
Colletotrichum graminicola M1.001 is the source of this 1269-nucleotide messenger RNA. RefSeq lists its product as uncharacterized. Gene Ontology annotation, molecular function: FAD binding. The transcript has 3 exons. Bases 1 to 1269 code for a protein of 422 amino acids. The record is from RefSeq and is a predicted model, not a curated record. NCBI's taxonomy places the organism in Eukaryota, Fungi, Ascomycota, Sordariomycetes, Glomerellales, Glomerellaceae. Gene Ontology annotation, biological process: secondary metabolite biosynthetic process.